AUGGCUUUUGGAGGUGCACCCAAAUGUGAAAACUGCAAUGGAUCCGUAUAUCAUGCUGAACAAGUACUGGGACCUCAUAGAAAGAUAUACCACAAGUUGUGCUUGAAAUGCGCUCAAUGUGGAAAGAGAUUGGAUCCUGGUAAUCUGGUUGAACACGAUUCUCAACCAUAUUGCUCGAGGUGUCAUACGCAGUUGUUCGGUACACGAGAUCUACGCCAUGCCAAUGUGUUACCCAAUAUAACACCGACAUCAUCACCUGCAAGACCUCAACCACCUAUGACACCAUCCACGCCUACAUAUCGGUUACCUUCGUCAGCUCAAUCGCCCAUACGCAGCUUUCCUACCCCGACCGAAUUCUAUACACCUCCAAGAGCACGUACGCCACCUCCUGCAGAACCUGCUACCCCAACAGAUCCAAGUAUACCUAUAACGAGGCCGAAUUUCAGAGAUGCGAGACCGAUAAGUAUACCGUUUGCAGGUGGUUCAAAAGCUUUAGAUGAUAGAGGUCUACUAAGAAAAGGUGAAAGUCCAAGAAGUAAAGUAGGUGAAAGGAUAACAGGUGAAGAUGGAUGUAAAGGUUGUGGAAAGAGAGUGUAUGCCGCAGAACAGGUUUACUCGAUAGGGUCAAAAUGGCAUAAAGCAUGCUUACGUUGUACGUCAUGUAAAUCUACAUUGGAUCCGUCAAAGGUAUCCGAUAAAGACGGUUUACCGUUUUGCAAGAACUGUUAUGCAAAGGAGCAUGGUCCAGAAGGUAUAAUGGGAAAGAGAUGA
Molecule: messenger RNA, 771 nt
Organism: Kwoniella shivajii
Lineage: Eukaryota; Fungi; Basidiomycota; Tremellomycetes; Tremellales; Cryptococcaceae
Exons: 6
Coding region: 1-771 (256 amino acids)
Biological process (GO): actin cytoskeleton organization
Cellular component (GO): cytoplasm
Source: RefSeq, a predicted model, not a curated record